This is a messenger RNA of Fundulus heteroclitus (mummichog), 4294 nucleotides long. Its product is annotated as retinal guanylyl cyclase 2. The coding region runs from base 103 to 3273 and encodes 1056 amino acids. The record is from RefSeq and is a predicted model, not a curated record. Lineage: Eukaryota; Metazoa; Chordata; Actinopteri; Cyprinodontiformes; Fundulidae. Gene Ontology annotation, molecular function: guanylate cyclase activity; protein kinase activity; ATP binding. The transcript is spliced from 24 exons. Gene Ontology annotation, biological process: receptor guanylyl cyclase signaling pathway; cGMP biosynthetic process; protein phosphorylation.
UGCAGCCCUCUGGUUUAUUCUUCUUCGUCUUUCACAAACUCAUGUGGAGGGAAGCUGAAGAUUUCUCUGGACAUAUGAAACUCUAAAACACAGGUCACCAAGAUGCAGCUCGCCUCCUUGCUGGGGCUUUCUCUCUGGUUGCUUUGCAUCAAGGAUGUGGGGUCAGCAACUUUUAAGCUUGCCCUGGUUGGCCCUUGGUCGUGUGACCCACUGUUCUCCAGAGCAAUGCCAAUAGCAGCAGCUAACCUGGCCUUGUCACGCCUAAGGAGCGACAGCUAUCUGAGCAGAGGAUACUGGUACGAUGUGAAACUGCUCAACGAGGACUGCUCUUCUUCCAGAGCUUUGACAGAGCUAGGAGAGAUGGAGGGUUACGGCCACGCUUACAUCGGACCUUUUAAUCCCACCCUCUGCCAUGCAGCAUCCUUAUUUGCACAGCAUUGGGAGGCUGGGCUGGCAUCUCCAGGCUGUUUAGAUACUGAUUGGCUGAACCUGCCACCCAUAACACCUCCUGUUAAAGUCCUCCACACUGUUCUCAGAUUUUUUCGCUGGGCCCACGUCGGUGUCAUUUCAGCUCCGACUGAUCUCUGGGAAAGCACCGGAGAAGAAGUGGCCUCUGCCCUCCGGGCUCUGGGCCUGCCAGUUUCUCCUGUGGUUACUAUGGAAACAAAGAACAACGGUGGAGCUCGAAAGGCACUGAACGAGAUCAGGCAGGCCAACAAGGUUAAAGUGGUCAUCCUGUGUAUGAGCUCCCUCCUGAUUGGUGGAGAACACCAGAAAGAACUCUUGUUGACGGCUCUAGACAUGGGGAUGAUCGCUGAGGGUUACAUCUUUAUUCCCUAUGAUGCCCUGCUAUAUGCAAUGCCAUACCAGGAGAUGACAUUUCCCCUGCUAACCAACAACACGCAGCUCCGUCAUGCGUACAGCGCCGUCCUGACUGUUACCAUGGCCUCUGACCAGAGUUUCUAUGAAACCUUUCGCCAGGCUCAGAUCUCUCGAGAGAUCCGCUCUGCUAUCUCUGCCAUGGAGGUGUCUCCACUGUUUGGGACCAUCUUUAAUAUGGUGUACUUUGUUGCCAUGGCUGUGGAAGAGCGUCGUCAGGCGGGUGGUGGACAGUGGGUGACAGGCAGCCAGCUCUUCAACUCAAAUGGAGGCUUUGACUUCAAGGGCUUCAACCAGGUAUUAUAUGGAGGUAAAGGUGGGACUGGCCUUCAGGCCAGGUAUGUGGUAUUGGACAGUGAUGGCGACCGUCUUAUGCCGACACAUUCCCUCGGACUGAAACACUUUGAUGGAACGGUUGGAGGUCUGACUCCUCUGAGCCGGUCGUUCUACUUUCCAGGAGGAAAACCCCCCAAAGCCAGUUUUUGUUGGUUCAAUCCAGAUGAAGCUUGCAGUGGAGGUUUGGAUGCAGUGACAACAUUUUUUAUCUUCCUGCUGCUUUGUGGUUUAUCUGCAGCUUUUUUCUUUUGGAUCAGGAAAUACAAGAAAACCGCCAACUUCACCAAACUCAUCCUGACCCUGGAUGACAUCGUGUUCAUCGACACUCAACUUAGUAAGAAGAAACUAAAUGACGAGUCGAUCAUGAGGAGUCUUUUGGAAAUUAAAACUCCGCUCCGCUCCAUUGCCAGAAGUUACAUCCUGACAACACCUGAGAGUUCCAACAUUGGGAUACUGGAGGGAGACUGGGUUUGGCUGAAGAAAGUUCCUUUCGCAAAGGCAACAACAGCUGUCAACCAAAACACCCAAAAUCUGUUUGGCCAGCUACGUGAGAUGCGUCAUGAGAACCUGAAUCUAUACCUGGGUUUAUUUGUGGAUUCGGGAAUUCUUGCUCUGGUGGUCGAGUACUGCCCACGGGGAAGUCUGGCAGACCUGCUGGCCGACAGCGAUGUGAGGCUGGACUGGAUGUUCAAGUCCUCACUCCUCUUGGACCUCAUUAAGGGAAUGAAGUAUCUUCAUCUGCGAGGGUUGACUCACGGUCGCCUGAAGUCCACAAAUUGCUUAGUUGAUGGCCGAUUUGUUUUGAAAAUCACAGAUUAUGGUCUGCCCAUGAUUCUUCACUCUCAAGGUGUCAUUCUUCCUGACGAACUACAAGAUCUUUUGUGGACAGCUCCUGAACUUCUGAGGAAUCCAGUACAAGCAGGUUCUUUUGCUGGAGAUGUCUUUAGUUUUUCCAUCAUUGUACAGGAAGUGAUCUCACGAACACUGCCAUAUGCCAUGAUGGAUAUGCCUCCUCACGAGAUUCUGGAGCGUCUGAAGAAGCCACCUCCUCUCUGCAGGCCGAUGGUUUCAGAGGACGAAGCUCCAGUCGAGUGUCUCAAUCUGAUGAAUGAAUGUUGGAACGAAGAUCCGAGCCUGCGACCGAACUUUGACGAGAUUUUCAAGCAGUUCCGGGGCAUCAGCAGAGGGAAGAAGGCAAACAUCAUUGACUCAAUGUUACGGAUGUUGGAGCAGUACAGCUCUAACCUGGAGGAUCUUAUCAGGGAACGGACAGAUGAGCUGGAGGUUGAGAGGAGCAAGAUGGAUAAAUUGGUGGGACAGCUCCUGCCAAAAUCUGUGGCUCAGGCCUUGAAAAAGGGAAAACCUGUCCGACCUGAACACUAUUCAGACUGCACCCUUUACUUCAGUGACAUUGUUGGAUUUACAACCAUCUCAGCUCUUAGUGAACCCAUUGAGGUGGUCGACUUGCUUAAUGACCUCUACACUAUGUUUGAUGCCAUCAUCGCUACUCAUGAUGUCUACAAAGUAGAAACUAUUGGAGAUGCCUACAUGGUGGCUUCAGGGGUUCCCAACAGAAAUGGGAAUCGACACGCAGCUGAGGUGGCAAACAUGUCUCUUGACAUCCUGCAUUCAAUAGGAGCAUUUAAGAUCAAACACAUGCCUGAAAUCAAAGUGAAAAUACGCAUUGGACUGCACUCAGGAGCGGUGGUUGCAGGUGUGGUUGGACUGACCAUGCCCAGGUAUUGUCUGUUUGGAGACACGGUGACGACCGCAUCCAUCAUGGAAGCCAGCGGCCUGCCUUACAGGAUCCACAUCAGUCUCAGCACCGUCAAGGUUCUGACCAGUCUCAAAGUGGGAUAUCACAUAGACACCAGGAAGGCACAGGUAAAGGGUACAGAGGACACAUACUGGCUGAUGGGUCGAGAAGGUUUUGAUAAACCUCUUCCUAUCCCCCCUGACCUCGCUGGAGGGGCGAGUAAUCACGGUAUAAGUCUUGACGAGAUUCCUGUCGAGAGACGACAAAAGUUCCUGGACAGACAGAACAAAAUGAAAAAAUAGACUUCCUUUUGUAAAGAUUUCUAUUAAUAAUGAUAACUAUUAAUGGAACUAUUAAUAGUUACUAAGAUAGUAGUCUAAUUAUCUUAGACUAUUAAUGUCUAAGAUAAUUAAAUGUGAAGCAACAAACCUUCAUUAGGAUUUUGAAAUGAAUAGAGCUAUUGCCAAAGCUAGAAAAAUCUGUAAACCAGACGGCUACAGCUUAUUGUAGACAAGAUACACAAUUAAAAACAGCAAAACAUAUGACUUUAUACCCAAACAGCAAAACCUUCUUUGCACAUUGUCUCAAAAAUCUGUUGCUGUGGUUAAAAACGAUGGUUUAAAUUAACAUUUUCUAAUGUGUCAAAAUAGUGUUUUUUUUUCCCAGCCAAAGAAAAUUGUGAUAUUUUAUUUGGAAGUACUUAGGACCCAAAGGCCAGAUUCUAAGAGAUGUAUUUCAGUCACAGCUGAGCCCAAAAUUAUUCAUAGCCCUGACAGAUUUAGAUUGUCAUUAAACCUAGGAGCGUGUUUCUGAUAGGAAAUUAUUAUUAUUAUUUCUCGAAAGAUAAGAAAACUAUGUUGAAAUAAAUCUACUCUAAAAAAAACUAAUUUUCUACAUCAUCAAAAUGACAUGUCAAGAAAUAUUUAUACCCUUCUCUAACAUCAUGGCAGCAGUCGAGCCUUUCUUAUAUUCACUGACCAGCCUUUUGCAUUUUUCAAGAAGUAUUUCAUCAAUUUAUCUUUUGAGAUGAGCUCCAAGUCUGAGGUUGUCAGGCUUUUUUGUCUUCAACCUAAUCUUUAGGAGCUCCCCCAGAUUAUCUGUUGAAAUCUAGCCGAAGAUCUGGUUGAUCCACUUCAAAUUUGAACAAUGCUCCUAGUAGGAAGAAACAUGAUGACAAAAUGAAAGAUUAUGUUCAAAUAAAAACCUGCAAGAGGUACAUUACAUUUUGGGCUCGUUAUUAUUGUUCUUGUUGUUGUUUUCUUUGUGCAUUGUUUAAAAUUAGCUAUUUUCUAGUUGUUAGGAUAGUUAAUAAAUUCUAUUAAA